UAUAGUAAUUAUUGCCAGUUUCAGUUAUUGUCAAAUCCACUUGAUUAAUUAAAAUAAAUCAUAACCGCGUAAAGUAUAGCAUCACUCAACAAUUGAAGAUUAAAAGUUCAUUCAACGGGAUUUAUAUAUAAAUAUAGCGAUAUACUGUUUAUCCAAAGAAAUGGUGAUAUAUGGUGUUUACAUAGUAUCAAAAUCUGGUGGAUUGAUUUUUAAUCAUGAUCACAAUGUUCCAAAAAUUGAAGUAGAAAAGCCAUUUAAUUAUCCUUUGGACAUAAAACUUGCCUAUGAAAAUAAGAAAAUAGUUGUGUCCUUUGGUCAGAGAGAUGGAAUAAAUGUUGGUCAUGUACUAACAGCUGUCAAUGGUCAAGCAGUAACUGGAAGAGAAUUAGAUGAUGGUGGUGAUGUUUUAGACAUGUUAGAAAAUUCUGAAAAUUUUCCAAUAACUUUGAAAUUUAGUAGAUCAAAAAUGACUACAAAUGAAAAAAUCUUCUUAGCUUCAAUGUUCUAUCCCCUUUUUGCAAUUGCAAGUCAACUUAGUCCAGAGCCUCGAUGUUCAGGUAUAGAAGUUUUAGAAGCUGAUACAUUUAGAUUAUAUUGUUACCAAACAUUAACUGGAAUAAAAUUUAUGAUUGUUGCUGAACCAUCUCAACCGGGAAUGGAAAUUUUAUCUAAGAAAGUGUAUGAACUAUAUGCAGAUUUUGCAUUGAAAAAUCCUUUUUAUUCACUUGAAAUGCCAAUUCGAUGUGAACUUUUUGAAACAAAUUUACAAAGUCUUCUAGAAACUGUAGAAAAAUCUGGCAUCAGCAAUGUUUAAUUUAAGUUGGAUGUUUGAAAGUUUAAUCUUACUAUAAAAUAUUAAAAUAUUUAUUUCUCUUUAUUCGACAAAGUAAUAUGUAAAUAGAAUUAUAUAUUGUAAGUAUACAUAAGUUAAGUUAUA
Phymastichus coffea is the source of this 937-nucleotide messenger RNA. It is a transcript of the gene Trs23, whose product is annotated as trafficking protein particle complex subunit 4. Gene Ontology annotation, cellular component: TRAPP complex. The record is from RefSeq and is a predicted model, not a curated record. Bases 161 to 814 code for a protein of 217 amino acids. Lineage: Eukaryota; Metazoa; Arthropoda; Insecta; Hymenoptera; Eulophidae. Gene Ontology annotation, molecular function: protein binding. The transcript is spliced from 3 exons. Gene Ontology annotation, biological process: endoplasmic reticulum to Golgi vesicle-mediated transport.